Messenger RNA from Phragmites australis (common reed), 2742 nucleotides. RefSeq names its product CSC1-like protein At3g21620. Gene Ontology annotation, cellular component: plasma membrane. Gene Ontology annotation, molecular function: calcium-activated cation channel activity. The record is from RefSeq and is a predicted model, not a curated record. Lineage: Eukaryota; Viridiplantae; Streptophyta; Magnoliopsida; Poales; Poaceae. The transcript has 12 exons. Bases 417 to 2711 code for a protein of 764 amino acids.
UUAUUCUUCCAGCUCCAGGUGACCGUUGCGCCCCCCGACCCUUUUUAAUUCGGCUCCCUCCCGACUCCCAGACGAAGACGGCAUCCGCAAGCCACAUAGGGAUACUCCACUCCGCAUCAACAUAGUAGCAUCUCAUCAAAAUCUGUUCCUCAACCUCAUUACGUAUUUCCUGGGCUGGGGGGAUUGGAUUCCUUCCUACCGCCCUCCCAAGGAAGCUUGCAGAUUAUUUGCAACGCAAGGGAACGGAAGCCGCCGGCGAUCCAGGAGGAAGACGAGGAGGAGGAAGCAGCAAGCUCCUCCCCCAAGCCCAAGUCUACUUUGCUUUUCUUCUUCCCCUCGCCUAAUCCAAUCUCAAUCCAUCCAAGGUGAUUGCUUCCAUCCAAGGUGUUAUCUGGCAAGCUAUUUAGAGGGCAAACAUGGCUACGAUUUCUGACAUAGGCGUCUCCGCGGCUUUCAACAUAGUGACUGGCAUUGUAUUCUUGCUGGCAUUUGCAUUCCUACGGUUGCAGCCCAUCAACGAUAGGGUAUACUUUCCAAAAUGGUACCUCCGAGGCAUGAGAGACAGCCCCAUUUCCUCCGGUUCAGCUGUGAACAAGUUUGUCAAUUUAGAUGCAAGAUCGUACUUGAAAUUUUUAAAUUGGAUGCCGGCUGCUCUUAAGAUGCCCCAGGACGAGCUGAUCAACCAUGCAGGUCUUGAUUCUGUUAUCUAUCUACGGAUAUACCUAACAGGGCUAAAGAUAUUUGUUCCAAUUACGUUCUUGGCUUUUCUUGUUCUGGUCCCAGUGAACUGGACCAACGACACCCUAGAAAGCAUGAGGGUUGUCUUCAGUGAUAUUGACAAACUUUCAAUAUCCAAUAUACCUAAUGGAUCGAAGAGGUUUAUAGCUCACUUGGCCAUGGCUUAUUUCAUCACAUUUUGGACCUGCUAUGUAUUGUUGCGGGAGUAUGAAAUAAUAGCAAAAUUGAGGCUGCGCUUUCUUGCUUCAGAGAAACGCCGACCAGACCAGUUUACUGUUCUUGUACGGAAUAUACCACCAGAUCCUGAUGAAUCAAUAAGUGAGCUUGUGGAACAUUUCUUCCUUGUCAAUCAUCCUGAUCAUUAUCUAAGACACCAGGUGGUUUACAAUGCAAAUAAACUUGCUGAUCUGGUUGAAAAGAAGAAGAAGAUGCGGAAUUGGUUCGAUUACUACCGAUUCAAGUAUGAGCGAAAUCCAUCAGAGAGGCCCACCACCAAGACCGGCUUUCUUGGAUGUUUUGGUUCCAAGGUGGAUGCUAUUGACUACUACAAAUCAGAGAUUGAGAAGAUAGGGAAGGAAGAAGCUGAAGAGCGUAAAAAGGUCAUGAAGGAUCCAAAGUCAGUUGUGCCAGCAGCCUUUGUUUCGUUUCGGUCUCGGUGGGGUGCAGCAGUCUGUGCUCAGACCCAGCAAACCAGCAAUCCAACCAUCUGGUUGACUGAAUGGGCUCCAGAACCUCGUGAUGUGUAUUGGAAUAAUCUAUCUAUCCCAUUUGUUUCCCUAACAGUUAGGAGGUUGAUAAUUGCCGUGGCAUUCUUCUUCCUUAAUUUCUUUUAUGUCAUCCCAAUAGCAAUGGUACAGUCUCUUGCAAACCUUGAAGGAAUAGAGAAGGCACUUCCAUUUCUAAAACCCUUGAUUGAAGUACCAUUCCUUAAAUCAUUCAUCCAAGGGUUUCUUCCUGGAAUUGCUUUGAAGAUCUUCCUUAUACUUCUUCCAACUAUACUGAUGUUUAUGUCUAAGUUUGAAGGACUGAUAUCACAGUCAUCGCUGGAGCGGCGAUCUGCAUCUAAGUAUUAUAUAUUCUUGUUCUUCAAUGUAUUUUUGGGGAGCGUUAUUACAGGUUCUGCUUUGGAGCAGCUUAAGACCUUCCUCCAUCAGUCAGCAAAUGACAUACCGAGGACCAUCGGUGUAUCCAUUCCAAUGAAAGCAACUUUUUUCAUAACAUAUGUAAUGGUUGAUGGCUGGACUGGUAUAGCUGGUGAAAUAUUGAGAUUGAAGCCACUGAUAUUCUACCAUUUGAAGAACUUUUUCUUGGUUAAAACUGAGAAGGACAGAGAAGAGGCAAUGGAUCCUGGCAGUAUCUGCUUUGACUCAAAUGAACCUCGAAUACAGCUAUACUUCUUGCUUGGCCUUGUUUAUGCUGCGGUGACACCAUUUUUGCUUCCUUUCAUACUGGUAUUCUUUGGAUUUGCAUAUGUUGUCUACCGCCACCAGAUAAUAAACGUGUACAAUCAGCGAUAUGAGAGCGGUGCACAGUUUUGGCCAAGCGUUCAUGGGCGUAUCAUCACAGCGUUGAUCGUAUCUCAACUGAUUCUCCUUGGACUAUUGGGUACAAAGGGUUUCGAGGAGUCAACGCCUGUGCUUCUUGUUCUUCCUGUGUUGACCUUUUGGUUUUACAAGUACUGCAAGCACCGCUACGAGCCUGCUUUCAUAAGGAACCCACUGCAGGAGGCGAUGCGGAAGGACACUCUGGAGCGUGCUCGGGAUCCCAACUUGGAUGUGAAGGCGUACCUGGCGAAGGCGUACCUGCACCCAGUGUUGAAGGGCGACGAGGAUGAGGACAAGCACUCGGUGGUGGACGACGAUGGGUGGAUGGGGGAGGAGGUGAUGGUGCCGACGAAGCGGCAUUCCCGGCGGACGACGCCUGCACAGAGUAGGCAAGAGGAAUCGGACUCGCUGUCUGUGCAUGAACGAUAGCAAGCUCAGCUCAGCUCUGCUCUGCUCUGCU